This is a messenger RNA of Salarias fasciatus (jewelled blenny), 7691 nucleotides long. It is a transcript of the gene ncoa6, whose product is annotated as nuclear receptor coactivator 6. NCBI's taxonomy places the organism in Eukaryota, Metazoa, Chordata, Actinopteri, Blenniiformes, Blenniidae. Gene Ontology annotation, biological process: positive regulation of transcription by RNA polymerase II. The coding region runs from base 158 to 7360 and encodes 2400 amino acids. The transcript has 17 exons. The record is from RefSeq and is a predicted model, not a curated record. Gene Ontology annotation, cellular component: histone methyltransferase complex; transcription regulator complex; nucleus.
UGCAGUAGCUUCUGUUAGCUCAAUGCCAUUUCUGGCUUGCUUGUGAUUCAUGUUUUGUUAGCUAAUCUAGCGAACAGAACUCGACCGGUUGAAGUAAUUUCCAGAUGAUCAUGUGUGCUUAAAACAGUUGGGACGCCACUCCUAGCAGUAAGGGAGGAUGGCACACAGACAAACCCUGCCUGAGCUGUCCCGGAGGACAGGGGACCUGGAGCCAGAUAAUGAAUCCGACAGGGACUCUGGAGUUGGGGAUGAGACAGGAGAGGAUGCUGACAGUUGUCAUGGAAACACGGAGGAGGAGAAAGCUGGGAAGCAAGAUGGCAUGGAUGAACACAGCGGGGAAGGAGAAGAUUUUACAGUCUUUAUUGCAUUUCAAGGAAAUAUGGAUGAUGAGGACUUCAGCCACAAACUUGAAACUGUCCUCAGUGGGAUACCCAGUGUGCUUGAUAUGGACUCUGAAAGACUACAGCCACAUCAUGUGGAACCGUGGAAUAGCGUGCGAGUUACCUUCAACAUUCCCCGGGAUGCUGCUGAGCGACUCCGACUGUUGGCUCAGAACAACCAGCAGCAGCUCAGAGAUCUGGGAAUUCUCUCUGUACAGAUAGAAGGUGAAGGGGCCAUCAAUGUGGCUGUGGGACCAAAUAGAGGACAAGAAAUCAGGGUUAAUGGACCAAUCGGUGCACCUGGCCAGAUGAGGAUGGAUGUUGGCUUUCCUGGUCAGCCUGGUCCAGCUGGAGUACGGAUGGCAAAUCCAGGGAUGGUCCCUCCAGGGCCGGGUAUGGUUAGUCAGACCAUGUUACCGGGCAGCAGCGGACAGAUGCAUCCCCGUCUGCAGAGACCAGCUUCACAAACAGAUGUUAUGGAUCCAAUGAUGCCAGGGAUGCCCGUUCAACAGCAGCAACAACUUCAGCACCAGCAACCUGGUGCUCAUGGCUCUGGCCAAAUGCCUCCUCAGGCUGCUCAUCACAUGCAGGCUCUGCAGGUCGGGAGACCCCUCAACCCCGCCACACUGCAGCAGCUACAACAACAACAUCACCAGCAGCAACAGGCCCAGCAGCAGGCUCAGCUCUCCCAGCUUGGACCGAGACCUCCGUUCAACCCGUCCGGUCAGAUGCCUGUGCCUCCAGGUUGGAACCAGUUGUCCUCUGGAGUGCUGCAGCCACCAGCUGCUCAGGGAGGUCCUGCCUGGAGAAAGCCCCCACCCCAAGCCCAGAUGGUUCCACGUCCACCCUCCCUUGCUACGGUUCAAACACCAAAUCAUCCUCCACCACCGUAUCCGUUUGGCAGCCAACAGGCUGGACAAGUAUUCAACACCAUGGGACAAGGACAAUUGCAGCAACAGCAGCAGACAGGAAUGGGCCAGUUUGCUGCUCCUCAGCCCAAAGGCCAGCAGGCAGGCCCUGGUGUUGUCACAGGACCACCCCGACCUCCUCCACCUCUUCCAUCAACUUCCGGGCCUCAGGGCAACCUCACCGCCAAGUCCCCCGGCUCAUCUUCAUCCCCCUUUCAGCAGGGUUCACCAGGUACGCCGCCGAUGAUGGCUCAGAGACCCACAACUCCACAAGGCUUCCCCCAAGGUGUAGGUUCACCAGGGAGAGCAGCCCUUGGCCAACAGGGCAACAUGCAGCAAGGAUUCAUGGGAAUGCCUCAGCAUGGACAGCCUGGCAUGCCAAAGCGUCCUAUGGGCUUUCCAAAUCCAAACUUUGUUCAAGGUCAGGUGAGUGCCAGCACUCCAGGAACCCCUGGAGGAGCAGCUGGUCAGCAGCUACAGAGCAGCCAGGCUAUGACUCACACAGGUGCUCAACCAUCCGCAUCCACACCAAACUCAAUGCAAGGACCACCCCAUGCCCCACCCAAUGUCAUGGGUGUACAAAGUAACAUGGCAGGUCCAACCCCUGGCACCACUGCUGGGCCGAGUAUGGGCCAACAACAGCCUGGCCUUCAGACCCAGAUGAUGAGCCUCCAGCAUCAGGCCCAGCCUGUGUCCUCCUCCCCCAGCCAGAUGGUUCAAGGCCAGGGUGGAGGUCAGACCGUCCUCUCAAGGCCCCACAGUCAAGGGCAGAGAGGAGGGAUGACCCCACCCAAGCAAAUGAUGCCUCAACAAGGCCAGGGGGUGAUGCAUGGGCAGGGUCAGAUGGUUGGAGGCCAAGGGCAUCAGGCCAUGCUCCUGCAGCAGCAGCAGCAGCAACAACAAAACUCGAUGAUGGAACAAAUGGUGGCCAACCAAAUGCAAGGCAACAAGCAGGCAUUUGGAGGCAAGAUCCCAGCUGGGGUGAUGCCUGGCCAGAUGAUGCGGGGCCCAUCCCCAAACAUGCCAGGUAACAUGGCUCAGUUCCAGGGGCAAGUUGGCCCACAGCAGAUGACCCCACAACAGCAGCAGCAAAUGGCUCAACUUCAGCAGCAGCAGUUACAACAGCAGCAACAGCAUCAGCUGCAACAGCAACAACUUCAGCAACAGCAGCAGCAGCACCAACAGAUGAAUCAGCAGCAACCCCAGCAAGUCCCUAUUGCUGGCAACCCUAAUCAAGCUAUGGGCGUGCACACACAACAGAUGAGACUUCCUGCUGGUCAUCCACUCAUUCAACAACAGUUACAGCAGCAGCAGUUACAGCAGCAGCAGAAGCAACAACAGGCCAUGUUGCAGCAACAGCAGCAGCAACAACAACAACAACAACAACAGCAGCAGCAGCAGCAGCAGCAACAACAACAGCAGCAGCAGCAGCAACAACAGCAACAACAACAAGUAGCUCAGCAGCACCCACAUGCUAUGGGAGAUCCAAAUGGUGGGCCUGGAGAAUUAGGUGUUCAACAAAUGGUACCUGACAUGCAGGCACAGCAGCAGCAAGGCAUGAUGGGAGGCCCUCAGCACAUGCAGAUGGGAAAUGGGCACUUUGCAGGUCAUGGCAUGAACUUCAACUCACAGUUCCCAGGUCAGAUGCCAAUGGGAGGACCCUGUGGACAACCUGGGGGAUUUCCUGUCAGCAAGGAUGUCACAUUAACUAGUCCACUGCUAGUCAAUCUGCUACAGAGUGAUAUCUCAGCCAGCCAGUUUGGACCAGGAGGAAAACAGGGACCCGGUGGUGCAAGUCCAGCAAAACCCAAAAAGAAGAAACCAGCACGGAAGAAAAAACCUAAAGAAGGGGAAGGACAGCAGCAAGCAGAGGGUCUUGGCGGUCUUGAUGUGACAGCUGGCAUGGAGGAUACCGAACUGUCAAAUCUGGGCGGUGAGCAGAGUUUGGGCUUAGACAACUCUGGCCAGAAACUACCUGAUUUUGUUAACAGACCUGCAGGUUUUCCUGCUCAAGCUGGAGACCAGAGAGUAUUGCAACAGGUACCCAUGCAGUUUAUGCAACAGCAGCAGCAGCAGCAGCAACAACAGCAGCAGCAACAACAACAACAACAGCAACAACAGCAGCAGCAGCAGCAGCAACAACAACAGCAACUGCAGCACAUGCAACAGCAGCAGAUGCAGCAACAACAAAUGCAGCAUCAGCAGCAAAUGCAACAAAUACAACAACAACAGAUACAACAGCAGCAGCAACAGUUACAACUGCAGCAGCAGCAGCAGAUGCAACAAAUGCAACAAAUGCAGGGUCUCCAAAAUGCUCAGGCUCAGCAAGGGAUGGUAGCCCCGCCGAACUCAGGCCAAGGCCAGCCCCAAAUGCACCCUCAUCAACUGCAACAGCAACAGCAGCCACAGCAGCAACAGCAAGCUCCACAGCCUCACCUGCAACAGCAGCAACAACAGCAGCAGCAACAGCAGAUGAUGAUGAUGCUCAAGAUGCAGCAAGAGCAGGCAAAGAAUCGCAUGCCCCUCCCUCCAGGAGGGCAGCUCCCUCCUCGAGGCAUGGUGAACCCCCCCGAGGUUCAGAGACACCCUGUUUCACAGCAAGGUAACAUGCCUGUAAUGAUCAACCUUCAAGGACAUGGAGGGGUACCACCGUCACCUGACAAAGCUAGAACAAUUCCUCUUAUGGUAAAUCCACAGCUUGCAGGAGCUGCUCGAAGAAUGUCUCAUCCAGACGUAGGGCAGGCUACCCAAGGCCCGGGACCUGAAGAGGCUACUGCAGUCGCCCAACCCAAACAGGACAGGCCCGGUGGCCCCGAAAUGGGGGUGCAGCCUGGAAAUGGAACCCAGCAGAUUAUGACUUCUCAGGGUUCCAACACUCACAUGAUAAAGCAAGGACCUGGGCCAACACAAAUGCCCCAGCACACUGGAGCCAGUCCCCAGCAACAGUUAACCACUCAACCUCAGCAGGGAGGCCCAAUGCCAGGCCUUCAUUUCCCAAAUGUACCAACAACCUCGCAGAGCUCAAGGCCUAAAACCCCAAACAGAGCCAGCCCCAGACCAUACCACCAUCCCCUCACGCCAACUAAUCGUCCACCCAGUACUGAGCCCUCUGAAAUCAACCUUUCACCAGAGAGGCUGAACGCCUCCAUUGCUGGACUCUUUCCUCCAAAAAUCAACAUUCCCUUGCCUCCUCGGCAGCCAAACCUAACACGAGGAUUUGACCAACAAGGCCUUAACCCAACAACCCUAAAAGCCAUCGGGCAAGCUCCCCCUAGCUUAAACCUCCCAGGCAACAACAACAACAAUGGUAAUACAAGUGGAAACAAUGCUAACAACAGUCAGCAGCCAUUCUCUGCUGUACCUGGUGCAGGUGUGGCAGGUGUUAAGCAGGACAAACAGCCUGGAGCACAGGGCAAGAGAGCAAGUCCCAGCAAUAGCCGACGGUCAAGUCCGGCUUCUAGUCGCAAGUCAGCUACACCAAGUCCAGGAAGACAAAAGGGGGCGAAACUGGCUGUCACUUGCCCUACUCCUCAGCAUCAGUUGGUCAACCCACAGGGGCAGACAAUGAUGCUGAGUCCCUCGUCGGUACCUCCAAGUCCAGUAUCUCUGCCUUCACAAGUGAGUGGCGGUGUGGAUGCACAACAAACCCAGAGCACAAUCCAUGGAAUUCCAAGUAAUCCUGCUGAUGGAGUCCGGGAAAAUAUGCCAAUGAUGGCACCGGAACAACGUCAAGUCCCCCAAGUUCAACCCCAGCCGCAGGCUUUGAGGGAGUUGUCAGCUCCCAGAAUGGCAAGUCCUCGUCUGCCUGUGCCUCAGCAGCCUAAACCUGAUGUAGAAGUGCAGACUGGCACUGUUGAGAGGCAACAAGCACACCCAACACCUGUGCAGGACUCCGAGGUUUCACCUGCUCUACGAGUGGCUCCAACAUCCCUCAACCAGUUACUGGACAACGCAGGUGUUCCAACCAUGGCCCUGCGGCCUGUACAGAGUAAUACAGUUAGAGACGUUAUGGGGAAGGACAGUCCAAAGUCUGCAUUAGACUCAGACAGGCCACCUUCCAGCAAUUCGCAAACUACAGAUAUGUCGACUCCUGUCGUUUCUACUUCCACUGUCACUGAAACAGAAACCAAACCCAAACCUACCGUUUCAUUUCCUACUAGUAAUCCUAACUUGCAGCCUUCUUCAAUUCCCAGCUCACACCCACCCACUAACGUGAUCUCCACUACUUCGCUCAGCCUUACUCAAAACCCCAACUCCACUCUGCGUGUCAGCCAAAGUCCCAGUAUAAAUUUAACGCCUGCCCUCUGCAGUACCGUCAACACCAACACUAAUACCACCCCAAGUGUAAGUCCCAGCCCAGUCAUCUCUGGUCAGAAUGGCUCAGUCUCUAUUGUUAGCACUAGUUCAGGACCCAGCCCUGUUGUAAAUCCAGUUAAUACACUUUUAAAACCAAGUCCUGGUCCUAAACCUGUGACAAGUGUUCACUCAGUCAUACAGAUCCCCUCCUCUUCCACCACUAUUUCCCCAAGCCAAAUUACUGUGUUUGUAACCUCGAACCCCAUCACUUCUGCCCCCACCCAGCAGGCUCCCACAUCAGCCACCAUGGUGGCUGUCGCUAGCAAGAACAUAAGACCUCAGGACAUCCGGCAACAGAGCCCCGUACCCCGACCUCAGUUCAUCACCACCACCCCUGUAUUUAUUAACCCCAUUUUCCAGGUGCCGGGUGUUUCUGUCGCACCCAAUACAACAGUGGUAUCCCAGCCCGUCACUAUGAUGGGAUCUAUUCAGAUGUCCACUACAAACAUUCAGCUUUCUCCAGUUCCAAGCAGCACCGUUUCUACCGCUGCUAACAUGACCAGCACUCAGACCUCGAGAAGUGCUACUGGACCAGUCCAUAUUACCACAAGCAUGUCAUCCUCUUCAUCAUCAUCACCUUCCCCUGUUGGCUCUCUCAUAACUACUCAGCAGAUUAGUACAGGGCCAAUCAAAGCGGAAAGCUCCAGCGAGGUAUCUUCUACUCAGAAAUCUGCUCUCCCUAUCCGGCAGCCUUCUCCCCACCCAAGUCCUUCAGCUUCAUCUUCCUUUCAACCACCUCUGGCUUCCCCUCCUCCUUGUUCCAGUCCUGGAGCUGUUAAUACUGUCCGAAAAAGCCCUGUGUCUCCUUCCCCAACUGCUCAGCUGAAGGGUAAGCCUGCCCAGGCUGCUGUAGCGGUUUCUGGUGCCCCUGACACACAGCCAAGUGCCGUAGAAAGACCUGCACAGGUGCAUCCAGGAGCUGUACUCCAGCAGGUCUUUAUUCCACCUGCUAGUCCAGCCGUUCAGACUGAAACACCAGUUCCUCAUGUCACUGCUGCUGCUCCAAACAGCAUCACUCUCCCAGCAGUCUCAUCACCAGUCACGAUUUCUGUCCAAGUCAGUGUUCCAAAUCAAAUUGUAAGCCAGGCUCCAGUUCUUGCUUCAGCUCCGGCCCCAAACCCAGCUCUGGCUGCGACUCCCCAAGCUCCCAUUGUCACUGUAGUCGCACCAACCACCGCUGUCUCUACUCCUGCCUUGCUCUCCACGGUCCCUCCUGUGCAAAGUCCCGUACCGUCCGUCGUCCCGAUAGUGGUCGUACCUGCACCUGUUGCGGAGGCUCCUCACGCCGCACCUUCUUCCAGUGCUAACACCAGCGUGGCUCCGCCAGGCCAGUCUGACCCUCCAUCUGUGGAACCCGCCAUCCCACCAGCAGCAGCACCGGCUGAAACCGUUCAAACCACCCCAGUACCUACUGAACCAGAAGCUUUGCAGUCACAGGAACCUGCCACUGAGAAGACAGGUGAAGAGCCAUCGGCAGGUUCUGAGCAGGGAUGGGCAAAGAAAAGAAAGACGCCCAUCAACUUAGCCCCAAGAGCUGCUGUGGAGAAGCCCAAGGGUCCGAGCAGACGUAGCUCCCGGGCGGAGAAAGAAGUGGAGGAGGAGCCAGUAGCGGACAGCGGCAUGAGGAAGAGGUCAGCCAGGCCUGGAACCAGCGCAGCUGUAAAAGCAGAAACUGCAGCGAGUCCCACCCAGGCCAAACGAAGGAAAUCUAAAUAGGCACAACUGUUGUGGUAACCUGUGAACUGUACUGUAAAUGUUUUCUUUUCUGCUGUGAAUCAAUGAAUAUUGGUUUCCCUCACCCAGAGUAUGAUUUUUUUUUUUUUUUAAAGGGGGGAUGGGAAGUAAACCAUGUACAGAUCAUUUGAGACAGAGUGGUGUUAGCUGUGUCCUCGUCAUCAUGUGAGACUGUAGUUAGGAUGUGUGCAUACAUUUUGUGUGAAUGUGCUUUUUAUAUUACAUGCUGGAUUAAUCAUGUGAAGACUGAUGAAUAAGCUUGUCAUGACAGUGUAAUUAUGUUGUAAAACUGAAAUAAAUUUUCUACUGCUUU